This is a messenger RNA of Plectropomus leopardus (leopard coralgrouper), 1010 nucleotides long. NCBI's taxonomy places the organism in Eukaryota, Metazoa, Chordata, Actinopteri, Perciformes, Serranidae. The record is from RefSeq and is a predicted model, not a curated record.
GGUUACGAGCCCCCAGAGGACUGUUAUUCAGAGAGGGAGAUAUUGCCAGCUCAUAUAUACGGAGUGCCAUAACCUGCCCUGGCAAUGCCUGUCUGUGGCCUAAAUCAGUUGACGGAUUUGUUUAUGUUCCCUUCAUGCUCUCUCCACUCUAUGACGACAUGGACCGAAUCACCAUAGAAACUGGGAUGCAAGACAUUUCCUCUGGAUCAUGUAUUAAAUUUGUCCCACGCACCCAUGAAGUGAGCUUCCUGGAUAUUCAGCCUAGAUAUGGCUGCUGGUCGUUCCUGGGGCAGACUGGAGGAAGCCAGACCCUGUCACUGCAGACUCCUGGCUGCAUGUGGUCAGGAGUGGCUGCCCAUGAGUUCAUGCACGCCCUUGGCUUUGUGCACGAGCAGUCGCGCUCAGACCGAGACCACUACGUGUCAAUUGUGUGGAAAAACAUCAUGCCAGACCAUAUUCAUAACUUCAGGAAACAGGUGACAAACAACCUCAACAGUCCAUAUGACUACAACUCUGUUAUGCAUUAUGGAAGAUAUGCGUUCUCUGAAGACGGUGGACCAACAAUAAUCCCCAAACCAGAUCCUUACAUUCCCAUUGGCCAGCGAGAUGGACCCAGUAAUCUAGAUCUUCAUAAAAUAAACGUUCUAUAUAACUGUGGUGCCAAUGAGUAACUGGGUCCAAAUAUUCUGUCAUCCUCUGUUGUCAGAUGUGGAAGGUGGUUUAUUGAAACUACUUGUGUGUUCAGUAGAUUUUAUGGGCAACUUUAGUUUAUGGGCAAUUUUCUAUGUUAGUAUUUUUGAUUUAUUCUCACAAAUUUUAAUCUGUACUUUUAGAGUAUCUUACUGGUUCCUGAGAACAAUAUACUAAUCUAGGGAAAAAAAUGAAAUAAAUAAACAGGCAAGUAAGAAUUAAAAGCUGCUUUUCUGCUGCUAAUAUCAGCGCUGUGACAGUUUUUAAGUGCCUGCUGCUGCCAAUUAGACCACUGCGUCCAAUAUCUGAAUUAGGUUUUU